Molecule: messenger RNA, 4112 nt
Organism: Rattus norvegicus (Norway rat)
Lineage: Eukaryota; Metazoa; Chordata; Mammalia; Rodentia; Muridae
Source: RefSeq, a predicted model, not a curated record
UGACUCAGCAUCUCAGACAAACUCAGCAGUAUAGGAACAGUAUAGUAUAUAUCACAAAACUCAAGGGCUUUGCUGAGGCCCUGUGGUAGAGAAUUUCGACAUUUCCUGGACUUUCUAAACUUGUCUCCACUCUCUGAUCCUCCUAGGAUCCGGUGCACGGGCUAGGUCAUCUUGCUGAAGAAGGCACUUGAGGCUGAUUUCGGCAGGCUCUUGUUCGCUUUCUGCACCAGGUUCAGAUUGUGGUUAAUCUGUGGCUGUGGAUCCCAAGAACGGUCUCCAGCUCGCGGACCUGUUGGUUUUUUACUCUGCGGUUUGCAUUGCUUGCCAAAAAAUCCCUUGGCUGUUGAAUUACUCGAGACAGGUCCUUGUUAUGUAUCCCUGGCUGUCCUGGAAUUGGCAAUGUAGACCAGAGUGCUGGAAUUUAAGGCUGCACCAACGUUCAGUUCCUAUCAGGAGAAGUUGAAGCCUAGACUGGAUAUCUUGACCUUUCACUCCAAGCAGUCAUGGAUCCCUCACUCCUUCCGUCCUCUGUGUCCAUCUCCUCCUGCCUUGACUGAAGCUGCUUCCUUUAGGACCUGCUUCACUUCACUGUGCUCCUGCUUAACUCUGACCCUUUAUACAGUGUGUCAGACAAAGUCCCUGCUUUGUCCGUGUAGACUCUUUCAGUGGCUCCUCAUCUCUAAGCAAAAAUCAAGAUCUUCACAAUGAUUUGCAAGCCACUGGGUGGAUUUCCUUUUCUCCGAUGUCACCUCUACGAUUUCUUCCCCUCAUCGGCUGGCUCCACUCCAGCCACAUGUACCUUCCAUUUGUGGGACACCUCUGAGUGCUCUUGUCUCAGAUUUUACCGUGUCUCUUCCCUUUGAUAGACCACUUUCCUUCCAGGUAGCAAACUGGCUCAUUUUUGCCCCUUCAUGCUUUUACUCAAAUGUAAUAAAAGCCGAUUUUUUUUUUUUUUUGGUUCUUUUUUUCGGAGCUGGGGAUCGAACCCAGGGCCUUGCGCUUCCUAGGCAAGCGCUCUACCACUGAGCUAAAUCCCCAACCCAGCCAAUUAUUUUCUUAACCAUCUGCUUAAAGGAAAUGCUUAUUUCCAAAAUGUAUAUAUAUUUCUGAUAUGUAUAUAUUUUUAAAAUAUGUAUAUAUUUUAAAAAUUUGUACACAUGGGCUGGUAAGAUGGCUCAGUGGUUAAGAGCACUGGGUACUCUCCCAGACGUCCUGAGUUCAAAUCCCAGCAACCACAUGGUGGCUCACAAUCAUCUGUAAUGAGAUUCGAUGCCCUCUUCUGGUGUGUCUGAAGACAGCUACAGUAUACUCAUGUAUAAUAAAUAAAGAAAUCUUUUUUAAAAAAUAUAUACAUAUACUUUCAUUUUUAUUAUUAUGUGUGUGGUGGACAUUUUAUUAAUUAUGUUCACUUUUAUUAUGUGUGGAGUGGACAUACAAUUUUAUUAGUAGUUUUGUGUGUGAGGUGGAUAUAUAAUCUUAGUAUUAAUUAUAUGUGUAGGGUGGGUAUGUGCAUGAAAAUGCAAGUGCCGUUGGUAUUCAAAGUACCUGCAGCGGGAGUUACAGACAGUUAUGAGUGCUGGAGACUCAAUUCAGGUCCUCUGCAAGAGAACUAUGUUUUCUUAACCACAGAUUCAUCUCUCAUGCCUCAUCCAGUUUGCCUCUUCUUAGAAGCACUUGCCAGAUCUGAAAUCCCAUAAAUUCUCUUUACUUAUUUGGCUCACGUACUCACAACACUUGCCUUAACCCGGAACACUUCCUCUAACCAGGAAGGCGUUCCAUAGAGUUCUGCUGAAUUGAAUACAAGAAUGAAUGAAAGAAGCAAGCCGACCCGGCAAGAGAAACUCCGCCUCUGCCCUUCAAGUCACUUCCGCGCAGAAGCCAGCUAAGGGACGUUCGCAAGUGGCUACGCUUGUGUUACAGAGAGGCCAGCAGAGGCCCCCAGAUCUGCAGCUGCCGGCAAGGUCGUCUAGCGGGCCCAGAGGACAGAGGCGGGCCGGGGCGGGGUCGAGGCGGGCCGGAGGAGGGACUCGGAGGGGCGGGGCCGGACGUCUGCGCCAUAAAGCUGGCUGCGCGCACUGGUACUGACUUGCUGCGCGCUGCCGCUCCUCUUUCCUUCCUCUUCCGUGCACGUACUGCUCCGUGUACUUCUCGGGUCCCGCCAUGGCUGCGCUCACCCGGAACCCGGAGUUCCAGAAGCUGCUGGAGUGGCACCGGGCGAACUCUGCCAACCUCAAGCUGCGCGAACUUUUUGAGGCAGAUCCGGAGCGCUUCAACCACUUCAGCUUGAACCUCAACACCAACCAUGGACAUAUUCUGUUGGAUUACUCCAAGAACCUUGUGAACAAGGAGGUGUUGCACAUGCUGGUGGACCUGGCCAAGUCCAGAGGCGUGGAGGCCGCGCGGGACAACAUGUUCAGUGGUUUGAAGAUCAACUCCACCGAGGACCGGGCGGUGCUGCACGUGGCCCUUCGGAACCGGUCCAACAGAUCCAUCAUGAUGGACGGCAAAGACGUGAUGCCAGAGGUCAACAAGGUGCUGGACAAGAUGAAGUCUUUCUGCCAGCGGGUCCGGAGUGGUGACUGGAAAGGGUACACCGGCAAAGCUAUCACGGACAUCAUCAACAUCGGCAUUGGAGGCUCCGACCUGGGACCCCUCAUGGUGACUGAAGCUCUCAAGCCUUACUCUAAAGGAGGUCCCAGAGUCUGGUUUGUCUCCAACAUUGAUGGGACCCACAUUGCCAAAACAUUGGCCAACCUGAACCCUGAGUCUUCCCUCUUUAUAAUCGCCUCCAAGACCUUCACCACCCAGGAGACCAUCACCAACGCAGAGACUGCCAAAGAGUGGUUUCUCCAAGCUGCGAAGGAUCCGUCUGCAGUUGCAAAGCACUUUGUUGCCCUGUCUACGAACACGGACAAAGUGAAGGAGUUUGGAAUUGACCCUAAAAACAUGUUCGAGUUCUGGGAUUGGGUAGGUGGCCGCUACUCGCUGUGGUCAGCCAUUGGACUCUCCAUCGCUCUGCAUGUGGGUUUUGACCACUUUGAACAGCUGCUGUCCGGGGCUCACUGGAUGGACCAGCACUUCAUGAAGACGCCCCUGGAUAAGAAUGCCCCCGUCCUGCUGGCUCUCCUGGGCAUCUGGUAUAUCAACUUCUACGGCUGUGAGACCCACGCCAUGCUGCCCUAUGACCAGUACAUGCACCGCUUUGCUGCCUAUUUCCAGCAGGGUGACAUGGAAUCCAAUGGAAAGUACAUCACCAAGUCUGGAGCCCGGGUUGACUACCAGACAGGCCCCAUUGUGUGGGGGGAGCCAGGGACCAACGGUCAACAUGCAUUCUACCAGCUUAUCCACCAAGGCACCAAGAUGAUACCCUGUGAUUUCCUCAUCCCUGUUCAGACCCAGCACCCCAUACGGAAUGGUCUGCAUCACAAGAUCCUCCUGGCCAACUUCUUGGCCCAGACUGAGGCCCUGAUGAAGGGGAAGUCGCCAGAAGAGGCCAGGAAGGAGCUCCAGGCUGCCGGAAAGAGCCCAGAAGAACUGGAGAAACUCUUGCCACACAAGGUCUUUGAAGGAAACCGGCCAACCAACUCAAUUGUGUUUACCAAGCUAACACCCUUCAUUCUGGGAGCACUGAUUGCCAUGUAUGAGCACAAGAUCUUCGUUCAGGGCAUCAUCUGGGACAUCAACAGCUUCGACCAGUGGGGAGUGGAGCUGGGGAAGCAGCUGGCCAAGAAAAUUGAGCCAGAGCUGGACGGCAGCUCUGCCGUAACCUCCCAUGACUCCUCCACUAAUGGACUGAUCGGCUUCAUCAAGCUGCAGCGCGACACCAAAAUAGAUUAAGCCCAGCCGCGGCCCUCCUGACUUCGUGUCCCUUCUCGCCUAUGCACUGCAUGGUCCUGCCCCUCCCUGCCCAGAGUGCGUACCACCGGACUUGGACCACGAGGCUUUUGGGAGAAGCUGGUCUGGAGCUGCUGUCCGCCCCCUCUGUGCACCCUCCCCCUGUUGAAGCAGGCGGAAGGGCUCUGAUGCUGACGCCAUGUUGUUCUGACCUGUAUUCACAUCCCAGCUAGAAUAAAGACACCCAGAGGAGGCAUGGGCUCAGCCUCUCAAGUUUA